GCCCAGAGAGUGGCUGGGGAUCCCGGGAGCUCCUGUGAUUUGCGGCAGGUUUUUCAGGUCCCCGCCUGUCACACACACACGCAGAUACUUAAGCAGUCACCCAAGGACCUGCGGGGUUCUUGUUUUACACACUUCUGGUCCCUGCCAGCUCCAGCGCCUGGCUCCAUAGCCCUUCCCCAGGAGAAGAUGGCCACGGAGAAACCAGUGACUCCCACUGAGGAGCAGCUGGAGAUCCUGGAGUACAACUUCUGCAAGGUGAACAAGCAUCCUGAUCCCACAACGCUGUGCCUCAUUGCGGCCGAGACCGGGCUCUCCGAGGAGCAGACCCUGAAAUGGUUCAAGCAGCGCCUGGCAGAGUGGAGGAAGUCAGAAGGGCUGCCCUCAGAAAGCGGGUCUGUCAGGGACUAGAGGAUGCUGCUCCAAUCCCCAUACCUGGCUGUAAAUGAUAGUGAAGCUCUUCAGAGUGGGUUUCCUUGGGGUUCUUCUGCUGCAAUAGGUUUUGAGAUACAAAGUAAUACCCUGCUAUUUAACAUGUCUUAUUUAAAGUGUACAUAACCAGGAAAAGCAUAUUUUAUGUGUGUGUAUAUAUAUGUCUAUACAGCUUCUGAUGGCUGCGUAACCUGUCUAGUGACUCCCAUCCAUUAACAGCAGCUGCACAGGGCAAGGCAAUCUCAUGCCCUUGUCCCAGGCUUGCAGAAAAGCUGCCAUGAAAGGUUCAAACAUAGA
Molecule: messenger RNA, 726 nt
Organism: Charadrius vociferus (killdeer)
Lineage: Eukaryota; Metazoa; Chordata; Aves; Charadriiformes; Charadriidae
Gene: HOPX
Product: HOP homeobox
Exons: 3
Coding region: 187-408 (73 amino acids)
Biological process (GO): regulation of transcription by RNA polymerase II; cell differentiation
Cellular component (GO): nucleus
Molecular function (GO): DNA binding
Source: RefSeq, a predicted model, not a curated record